CAACCGGCGCAAUCUCGCUUCAUUUGCUAGGAGGUCGCCAAAGCUCCUCUCUGGCAAAUACCCUAACUAAACCGAGCCAAUGGAGGAAGAACCAAACAGCCCAAUGCCACUUGAAAAGGUUGGCAGUAUAUAUGAAGACAUCGAUUUUGAUGAUGACAUUACCGAGCAGCUCAUGAGGCUCAGGAAGACUCCUUCUCCUCCCUCUCUUGAUGAUCUGCCAGAGCCAAAUGAAGAAACGGAUGAAGUUCCUUCAAUAGUUGUUGACAACUCCUUCGGGUCUGAGGAGCUCCCACUAAAUCCCAAUCUUUGCUCUGCACUCUGCAAAAAGCCGUGCUGCCAGAAGAAAUGCCUCCCAAAGUCACUCGCAAAGCUCGAGAAAGAUUACCCUGCAAACCUCUAUCAAGACUACUUGCAGCAUAUCCCCGAUGACACUGAUUGCAUGGAUUACUUGGAUGUCCCCUACAGGAGGAGGGGUAUCCUUGCUCCUGCAGAUGAGUACUCCGUCCCAAGCGAUGACAGCGAUGCUGAGUUUGAUGGCGAUGAUUACGAGACCAUUUACCUCACUCCAAUAUCAGAGGAAGACGAGUUGCCUUAUUGCUAUAAGAGGAAGGGUAGGAGGAUUGAUACUUUUACUCUUGUGCCACGCGAGUUUGAGAUUCCUAUAAUCACUGUUGUCGAUUAUGAUGCUCUUCCCAGCGAUGAUGAUGAUGAUGGAGAUGAGGUGCCUUAUCUACCAGGACUUGAUAUUUAUUCGCUGUUCAAUGGUCUCAUCGGGAAUAAUAAGAAUGAUGGCAUACAUAAUGUCAGCGAGGCAUCCUCAGCCGACGAAUAUGAGGAAGAGAACGAUGCCACAGAUAAAGAUGACAAUUACAACAGCGAGGAGGACAACAACAUUGAGGAGUACAACAUCAGCGAGGAGGACAACUACAUUGAGGAGUAUAUAUACAACAUCAGCGAGGGGGACAACUACAUUGAGGGGUAUAUAUACAACAUCAGCGGGGGGGACAACUACAUUGAGGGGUAUAUAUACAACAUCAGUGAGGAGGACAACAACAACGAGGAGGACAACAACAACGAGGAGGACAACAACAGCGAGGAGGACAACAACAAUGAGGAAGACAACAACAGCGAGGAGGACAACAACAGCGAGGAGGACAACAACAGCGAGGAGGACAACAACAGCGAGGAGGACAACAACAACGAGGAGGACAACAACAGCGAGGAGGACAACAACAACGAGGAAGACAACAACAGCGAGGAGGACAACAACAGCGAGGAGGACAACAACAACGAGGAGGACAACAACAGCGAGGAGGACAACAACAACGAGGAAGACAACAACAGCGAGGAGGACAACAACAGCGAGGAGGACAACAACAACGAGGAGGACAACAAUGGCAACAUCAUUAGGGAGGACAACAACAACAAUGAGGAGGACAACAACAAAAAAAGGGACAACAACAUCAAGGAAGACAACAACGACAAAGAGGAUAGCAGCAACAAGGAGGGCAACAACAACAAGGAGGACAACAAUUGCAACAACAACGAGGAGGACAUCGAGGAUGUUGAGGAUCUCGAAACCAUUGUCUUAGGUUCAUCCGGUUGUCAUCUUCAGCAGGCGCCCACUAAUCCACCACCAGUCCAGACUCCUGAGGUUAUCAUGAGUUACCUUAAGGUGCCUCCUCGUCUAAACAUAGGACGUCGUCUUAAUGCAGUUCACCCUGCACCUGUUGAAAAGCCAGCCCCUCAAAAGGAGCAGUCAGGUCAGCCAGAUCCUUCUCCAAUACCAUUGCCUCCUAUACCAUUGCUUCCUAUACCAUCGCAAAAUCCUUCUCCUAUACCAUUGACAGACCCUUCUCCUAUGCCAUUGCCAGAUCCAUCCCAGCAAUCGUCUCAGGGAAGGCAGGUCACCAUCCAAAUCCCUGACAUGGAUCCUGAGGAAGAGAAAGAGGACACUCGCCUACUUGCACACUUUAGGGCCCUUAUUGCUCGUGAUCAUUACGUUACCUUUACCGUGGUCCUCACGGUUUUCUGUGCCAUAUUCGGGACAGUCAUUACCCUCUUAUGCACCACCCCAGCUCUUAUCUGUGCCCUGAGAGCUCUCUAUGCCAGCAAGACCGGACAAGUCGAAGAUGCUGAGAGGUUUGACAAGUACACCAUCAAUUGCAUCGUCGGUUCCAUCAUCACAGUCUUCAUGGCCCUCUUUGUCAUCAUCUGCGCUCUCGCAAUGACAUAGAGGAUGAAGGAUUGAAGCCUGUUCUUUGCCUAGUAAUGUACUCACUGGCUGAGACAUUACACGAACAUUAACGUAGUUUAGUUUUAGGCCUUUUUUUUGCUUUUUUUCACUAUCUCAAUUUCCCCUGAUUUAUUUAUUAGUUUUUUUAUGUGCUCUUUAGGAGCGCAUGCUAACUCUUUAGUUGUCAAGAGUUUAUUUAGGUUCUUUUUUUUUGAAAAAUAAAAUUCAUUUAAAAUCCAA
This is a messenger RNA of Amphimedon queenslandica, 2476 nucleotides long. Its product is annotated as probable serine/threonine-protein kinase clkA. The transcript is spliced from 6 exons. The coding region runs from base 80 to 2236 and encodes 718 amino acids. The record is from RefSeq and is a predicted model, not a curated record. NCBI's taxonomy places the organism in Eukaryota, Metazoa, Porifera, Demospongiae, Haplosclerida, Niphatidae.